Messenger RNA from Drosophila albomicans, 8394 nucleotides. It is a transcript of the gene Wnk, whose product is annotated as serine/threonine-protein kinase WNK1. Gene Ontology annotation, biological process: positive regulation of potassium ion import across plasma membrane; monoatomic ion homeostasis; protein phosphorylation. Bases 836 to 7915 code for a protein of 2359 amino acids. Gene Ontology annotation, molecular function: protein serine/threonine kinase activity; ATP binding; chloride channel inhibitor activity. The transcript is spliced from 13 exons. Gene Ontology annotation, cellular component: cytoplasm. The record is from RefSeq and is a predicted model, not a curated record. Lineage: Eukaryota; Metazoa; Arthropoda; Insecta; Diptera; Drosophilidae.
UUACUCUGUUUUGCUCAUCGCUAACAAGUACUACUCUUGUGUAACAAACAGAACAAAAAAUAGUCCAAUUUUAGUUCUUAAACAAAAAUAAUAUAAGUGCUGUGCAAAUAUGCAAUAGUGAAUAAUUCCACCUAUUCGGUUGUUUUGAAAAAACUGCAAAAUUGGACAAACCCUUUGCGACUUUGUACGACAGAGAGAAGUCGUACCCACGAACAGUAUUCGGAAGGGCAGCACCAUCAGCGAAGAUGGUACUACUUCCAGUACCACGCAACCUCAAAGAAAUAACUCAGAUAUUUCCGGCGAGGAACAAACAGUGCAAGAAGCAGCUAAAAUCCAAAAAUCGGUACAGUGCGCUUCUCCGAAAACUGCCUCCCCAGUUAGAAAAGUCCACGGAACGACUGCUAAACUAAAAGACACAAACACAGCACAGCAGCAGCAAAAGAGCAACAGUAGAUAUCGUCGUCAUCGUCAGGGAUCUGCACCGGAGCCACACAUUCAAAGCACCUGCACUCAACUACAGUCAUCUGCACGUCAUUCAGCCACAGUGGAUCCACUUGUCGCCUCACCAUCUCAUAGCAAAGGCAAUCUGUUAAGUCGUCUACUGCGUCAGUUCUCCAGCAGUGCCAUCACUGGUCGCCAAGUCAAUAGUAAAGCCACCAAGGAGCUGCAAGUUCAAUACGAUAACCACAACAAUCACAACCAGCAACAACAGGAAGAACAACAGCUGGAGUGUAAUCUUAGCGAGUCGGUAACGUUAACCAAUUUGUCCAACGUUGAGGGCCUCGUUGGCGUCGAGGCAACGGAUUCAACCGUUGCGACACAUAAUGAGGAAACAAUGGAUGGUGAAGCGCAGUCGUCUGAUGCAGUCAACAACAAGAACACGAAGCCAGCAGACGCUGGUGUAGUAAACGCGGAUAGCAGCAAAGCAGAUAGCAAAGACAUGCCAGCCAAGGCAGUGGUUGUGUCUCCGUCCCCAUCCACGGCUGCCGAUGCCAAUGUCAAGCCGAAGCAACGUGAGACGAGAAAAUCAUCGUCGGAUACGGGCAUUGAGCCGGUGCUGAAGCAGCACACAGCAUCCACCGGCACAGGAUCACAGUCAAUGACGGGUCCGUUGCCCUUUAAGUCACCGCAUGGCAAGGCAGGCAAGACGGGCGGCAAGGGGACGGACAGUUAUGUGCAGACCAUACGUUUUGUGCGCAAGAAUGUCGAUCAAUACAAGAGCAAUGUUCCCCUACAAUUCGAGGAACUGGAAACGGAAUUUCCUCGCGACUACGAUGACAACAUUGAGAUGUUGUCGCGUGAAGCGGAGCAUUUGGAGGAACAAUUCCGUACGCCAACACGCUCGAAUACAACAGAUGCGGCUAACCAUCAAGUGGCCGGCCUCAUCGAGAAUAUCAUCACGGAGGCGUCGCGCAGCGUGAAAACCGAAAAGACUCAAAUUGAUGUGCCAUGCAAACCGGCUAACAAACAGUCGACGGGUGGCAAACGCGUUGGCUUUCAAGUCGAGGAGAAGAUCGAUGUCGAAGGCCGGCAACACGACGCAAGUCAGCCAAAGGAUUUCGAGAAUUUAUCCAAGCAGGCCGAGAGUGGUGAACCCGUCUCUGGCGACUCAUCUACACCCGGUACAGAAACAUCGGUGUCCCAGCAGCCAUCAUCAACAUCCACAGCGUCGGCUACUUCGUCGGUUACUUCACUGACGAAGGAGCGCAAAAGCGAUGAGGAUGACGAUCCGGUGGCGAUGUCGCCUUGCGGACGUUUCUUUAAAUACGACAAGGAAGUCGGUCGUGGUUCCUUUAAAACCGUCUAUCGGGGUCUGGACACUCUAACCGGAGUGCCUGUGGCCUGGUGCGAAUUACUCGACAAGCAAGUGAAGAAGAGCGAGCGCACCAGGUUCCGAGAAGAAGCGGAUAUGUUGAAGAAAUUGCAACAUCCUAACAUAGUGCGUUUCUAUACAUACUGGGAGUUUCCUAUUGGACGCAAAAAGAAUAUAGUACUAGUCACCGAGCUAAUGUUAUCUGGUACUUUGAAGUCGUAUCUGAAGCGAUUCAAAAAAAUACACCCAAAGGUAUUGAAGUCAUGGUGUCGUCAGAUCUUGAAAGGUCUUAACUUCCUGCAUACUCGUCAAUUUCCUAUAAUUCAUCGUGAUUUGAAAUGUGAUAAUAUUUUUAUAACUGGCACCACUGGUAGCGUUAAAAUCGGUGACUUGGGACUGGCAACACUGAAGAAUCGGUCCCAUGCUAAAUCUGUGAUUGGUACACCUGAAUUUAUGGCACCCGAGAUGUACGAGGAGCACUAUGAUGAGUCCGUCGACGUUUAUGCGUUCGGCAUGUGCAUGUUGGAGAUGGCCAUAUCGGAAUAUCCAUACAGCGAAUGCAAGGGACCCGCCCAGAUCUAUAAGAAGGUCAUCUCUGGCAUUAAGCCAGCGGCCCUCUCCAAGGUCGAGGAUCCGAAUGUCCGCGACAUUAUUGAGCGUUGCAUUGAGCUAAAGAAAGAGGAUCGACCCAGGUGUAACGAGCUGCUGGAAUCGGAAUUUUUCGACGAAGACAUCGGAAUACGCGUGGAGCCCACGGCAUCAGAACAGUUCCUGUCCGAUCCCAGCAUUAGCAUCAUUGAGUUUCGACUGCGUUUUAUGGAUCCAAAGAAGCGCUCUUCUCGCCACAAGGAGAACGAAGCCAUCCAGUUUGAGUAUAACGUUCAACACGAUGAGUACGAGCAAAUUGCCCAAGAUAUGAUGAAGGAGAACAUCAUCUCGGAGGACGAUUCGCGUGCUGUGGCUCGUCUGUUAAAGGUGCAAGUUGUGUCGCUGCUGAAGGAACGCGCCCAGCGCCAAACCCAAAUCAAGCUACAGAAUGAGAAGUCACGGCUGGAGAAAUUGGCUCUGCAAAAGCAACGUGAAAGCUUGCCGACAAAUGUGGAGGAAGAGGAUGACGAAGAAGACGAGUCGGAGGAUGAGGAGGACGGCGUUAAAUGGAAUCAGCGACUCAAGUAUGAAAUACUAAACACCGACUCCGAAACCAGCCUGGUGACCUCCACGAACAGUGCCGAUCCCCAGAAUCUGGUAGCCCGAUCAACUACUUCCAUACAAAACGGCAAUAAUCCGUUGCAACAGCAGCCGUUGCCACAAUUAGUGGCCGGACAGCAAAAGGUGAUUGCAUCUCCGGCUAUUGCGCAAGUGCAACAGCAUUCAGCACCGGUUCACUACAUACAGAACCCACAGAUGGCUUCAUAUCAAAAUGCCAACAACGCCAUGCAGGACAUUGCGAAUGGGCAUGGCCAGGUCAUCUCACCCACGGGCAAUCAACAGCAGCAGCAACAACAGCAGGCCGUACAGCAGCAGCCAGUUGUGCAACUGCAGGUAGCACCUCAAGCUGCAGCGCCACCCCAAUUGAUAGCUCAACAGGUGCAGCCCGUUGUAGUUGGUCAUCCACAGCAGCAGCAACAUUUGGUUGAUCAGCAGAAGGUACAGCAAAUACCGUUGCAACAACAACUGCAACAGCUUAUGCACACUAAUUUGCCAGCAGCCGAUUUGGUGCAGCAGCAACAGCAACAAUACUAUCAGCAACAGCUUGCGCAGCAACAACAGCAGCAGCAACAGGCGUAUGCUCUCCAGCAACAACAGCAAAUGCAAACACUACCACUACAGCAACAACAACAGCUGCCAGCAUCACAGCAACAGCAAAUGCAACAUCAGUUGCCAGCACAACAGCCCAUUCCAAAACAAGCUGUUCAACAGCAGCCCAUGCAACAGCAACCUUUGCAGCAACAACCUUUGCAGCAGCAACCUCUUCAACAACAACAAACUAUCCAGCCUAUUCAACAACAACCUAUGCAACAGCAACCUAUUCAACAACAGCCCAUACAGCAACCUCUGCAACAACAGCCCAUACAGCAACCUCUGCAACAACAACCUAUACAGCAACAACCACUGCAACAACAGCCCAUUCAACAACAACCAUUGCAACAACAACCUAUUCAACAACAGCCCAUUCAGCAGCAACCUCUUCAACAGCAACCUCUUCAACAACAACCUUUACAACAGCAAACCAUUCAACAGCCUAUUCAACAACCUCUGCAACAACAGACCAUUCAGCAAUCAACUGCAACUCAGCAGCAGUUAUUACAGCAACAUCAUUUGCAGCAGCUGCAGCAACAGCAACAGUUCGUUCAACAGCAGCAGCAGCAACAACAACAACAGCAGUUCCUUCCAAAUGCAUUAACGCAACCACUUCAAAUUCCCAUUUCAACGCAUAGCACCCAAAUGACGAUGCAACCACUUGUUGCUAGUGCCCCACAGAUAAUGGCACAACAGCAGCCGACGGCAAUAUUAAUGCAAGGACAAAUACAGGUGCCGGCAACGAUGCAUCAGCAAUCGUUGCCAGCCACUUACAGUCAAGCUCCGCCUGCACAGCAGCAGCAACAAAUUGUGCAGCCACUUGCUAAUGUUGCAGAUGUGCAACAGCAGCACCAACAAGCUCAACAACUAGCCAACUAUGCGAAUGCCAACCAAAUGCAGCAGCAAUUCAUACAGACUCAGCAGCAGCCACAGCAACAACAACAGCCGAUACCCUUAGAGCAACAGUUGCAGCAGUUGUUGCACAGCCAAUCACAGGCGCAAAUUGUACAGCAGCAACAGCAGCCCCAACCUCCACUGCAGACAGAACAACAUGCUCAGCAGGCACAGCAACAGUCACAGCAGCAACAGCAACUGCCUAUCAAAGUAGUUACUCAGCCAGCAACUGUAACCGUUGUGGCGCAAGAACAUGUAGUAGCUCCGGUGCCAACCAAUUGUGAGGCUGCAACUCCAAGUGUCGAGCCAACAGCUAUUUCUACCGAUGCAGAAAAGCAGCAGAAACAACAACAGCAACAAGCCGCUGGAGGACGCGUCCAAAAGCCGCGUCGCUCGAAUCGCAGCGGCAACGAACGCAUACCAAAGCUAAGCGUGACCAGCGUGGAUGAGGGCAGUGUCAUCAACUGUCACAUGGAGAACAAGUUGAAGACCAUAACAUUCAAAUUUGACAUUAGCGACGUCAAUCCCGUUGAAAUUGCUAAUAAAUUGAUUGCACAAGAUUUAUUGUCGAAUUGUCAAAGCACCGUGUUUGUGGAAAUGAUUAACGAUAUUGUGGAGCAGGUUAAGCAGAAUCCGAAUCAAAUUCCAAUCCCAACCACCUAUCGCCGCAACAUUGAGAAGGUCCGUCACGCGUCUCUAACUCGACAGCGUUCCACAUUUAGAACACAUCAAAGACAUAGAUCUCGGGAUGAAACCGCCAGCGACAUCACAAAGAUGUUCGACUCGACAGCGCACAGCGCGGAUGCAGCUGGAGGUACCUCGGAUGCAGCUGGAGGCGCCACGGAUAAAUCUAGCACUGGCGAAGGCAGAGCACGCGAAUCUUCAAUCCAAAGCAAUGCGGACUUGCAGACAAACAUUGCAACGCCACCAACAACCACUUCCACGAUGUCAUCCUCAUCGACGACCUCACGGGAUGCCGGUAACAACAGCAAUGACGUGACCAUUGGCUCGGGUUCGGUCUCACGAAAGACCAGCACCGCCUCGGAGUACACAUCGCUGUCCAUUGACUAUAUGCCGGACAGCGCCAUUACGCCAACGGGCAACGAUGCGUUUCAUCCGCUGGAUAGCUACUUGGAUAAACCCCAAUCCGAGCAGAAGGCACGCAGUCUGGCCAUAAGUCGAGUGCAAAUGCUGUUGGAAUCGACGCGCAGUGAAGCGAAACCCAGAAGUUUGAAUUUGCCGCUUAAUCGGCAGUUGAAAAUUGUCGAGGAUCUGAAGCAUACUCGCAGCUUGGAUGAUUUGAGCGAAGUGAACAUCACAUUCGAGAUGCCGCCCAGCAAGGUGGCCAAGCAAUCGAGGGAACUGGCGAAUGCCAAUGCCGACAAGUCCAAAGAGAGUGGCGUCCAGCUGGGUGCAGUGCAGCCACCAGGUGGAGGUGGAGGAGCCGCCAAUACGCUCGAACAACUGAAGAUCGAACUGGAGAACAUUACGCAUGCGCAUGCGUUCGCCUCCGCUGUGGUGGCCUCGAUUGGAACGCGGCCAAGUACUUAUCAAGCCUCGCCGGCAAUUGCAUCGAUGAAAGCUCUGUCGGCACAGCAGCCGGUGCCGUCGUCCGAUAUUGUUGUGGUUAACAAAUCAAACAGCGUGGGAGGUGGCAGCGGAUCGGCUGCUUCAUUUGGACAGAAUACACCCACCGCAGUGCUAAACUCGGCACGUGGCUCAUCGGUGUACAACUCAAGGCGCACGUCCAUUGACAACAGCAUGGGAUCCGAUAUGCAAUUGCCUGCAACGAACCUCAACAUCAACCACGAAGGCGUCGUCACCGCCAACGACGCUACGACUGAGGGCAGCGACAAGAAGCUGGCCAAACAGGAGAGUCUCGACAAAGUCACGAGUGCGGGCAGCGAGUCCAGGAAUCCAAGCAAUGGUGCACUCAACCAGAACUCCAUCGCGGAUCUGGAAAAGAAAUUGGCCGCAUUGCGACAUGCUGACAACACAGAGGAGCAGCCAGCUGCAGCUGUCGCCGUACCUGUGACAAAGCCAUCGGAGGAAUCGGUGGUCAGCGUGAAUGCUCGCAAAAUCUCUCGAUUUAGCGUUAGUCGUGUGCAGGAGCAAAAGACAUCCACGGACGAGGCGCUGCAUAAUCAAUUGAAGAUUGAUCUGCAGAUCGCCGGCCAGGGGCACAAUUUUAAUGCCAACUCUGUUCAAAAUGGCAGCAUGGUCAACACGCCCACUGAGCUCAUUAGUUCGCCCAUACAGAACGUGCCGUUAGCCAUUAACGGCAUCCAAUUGAUUUACCAACAACAGCAGUCUGUUCCCACUGGUGUCAACGUGAUGGUGCCUCAGAAUCAGGCGUUGCAAAAUGGUGCUGCUGCUCAGCAGCAAGUGCAACAUGCGCCACAGCAACAACAACAACAACAGCAGCAGCAACAGUCGCAACAAAUGCUACCGCAGCGUCAUCAGCAAAUUGUGAACGCAGUGCCACAACAGCAACAACCUCAGCAAAUACCGUUGCAGCAAAUGGUGCCACAGCAGCAGCCAACGCAACUUAUACCUCAGCAGCAACAACAGCAGCAGCAGCCAACACAGCAACAACAGCAGCAGCAACAACAGCAAUCGAUGAUGCUGCAACAACAACAGCAAGCUGCACAGCAGUUUGCAAUGUCCACAUCACAGCAGCAACAACAACAGCAGCAGCAGCAGUAUAUGCAAGCACAGGCAAAUCAAAUGCAUCAGUUGACACCACUCGUCAUGGGCAUGGGCGUGGGUGUGGCACAACAAAUGCAGCCACAUCAAUUGGCCGGCAUGCCAACGCAUCAGCAAUUGCUUCAACAGCAGCAAGCUCUACAAUUACAGCCGCAUCUGCAGCAGCAACAGGCGGCCAUGUAUAAUCAACAGCAACAGCAAAAUUUUCAAGUGUCUGCAACGGGUCAGCUGCUGCAACAAGCGCCGCUGGUAGGCAACCAGCAGCCAGCUCAGCCCAUGCAGCAUGUGCUGCAACCACUGUUCAAUCCAGCUGUGGCAGAAGUUGCUGAGGAGCCCGUGUCUUUGGCGGCCACACAUCCACAUCUUUUACCUAGCGAUAUUCAAUCGGAUAUUAAGCAUAAUCUGGACUCGUUGGUCAAUCAAUUGUGCAACACUCGCUUGGGAACAAACCAGCAUCAGCGACUGCUGCUUCUGCGUCAGCGACAGCUCAUCGAGGAGGACGAACUGCGCUUGAAGCAUUACGUGGAAUAUGAAAAAUUCCAAAAGGCAUUACGCCAAUCUCUUAGCACAAAUGCGCCAGCAACGACCGCGUAUUAUUCGCCAGCUGCUGCUCCGGUUCAACCAAACUUGACAGCUCCAGCGACAGCAGCACCAGCACCACCAUCGUCAAACACUACACCAGCCGGCUCAGCAAAUACAUAAACGUUUCAACAAUUUGAAUCCAUUUAGUGUUGCCGCGCCGUCGUCGUAGCAACCAUAAUCAGCAACCGAUCGCAUCCCCUCCUCAAUUUCAUGACAAGUCAUUAAAAUAUUGCUACCCCGAAAAUGGUUUGGCAACUACUGAACUCUGCUAUUGGGCACGAUUGCGAUUUCGAAAAUUCUGGAUCUGCCAUUAGAUAUUAAGUGCAAAGUUGUCGGAUUAUGUGGGGGGAAAAUUGUCUGUAAAUAUGUAGUCACACAGUUAUUUUGAUUUGAUUUGCCAUUGUUUCGCUUAUUGUUUUAAUUUUGUUUUUGAUUUCUACUAUUCAUAUUCUUUAUAUGCAAUGCUGUUUCCUCUCAUUUGUUGUCAAUCAAAAUGAAGUUUCGGAUUUUAUUUAAGCAAAUUGUAAAUUUGAUUAGCGCUAAAGUGUAAAUAAAUAUUUCAAUAAUAUCAUGUACACUCAUACAUCAAGAUACAUACU